UUUCCUCAAUCAUAUUACUUUCCUGUGUGAAUGUGAUUUCUAAAAAAAUGAAACAGUUAAAACUUAUAGGUUUUGUUAUUUUCUUGUUUUUUUUGACUGAAUCCCUAAACUUGCCCACAAAGCCUCAAGAUGUAGAUUUUAGUACUACCCAGAAAUUUAUAGAGGAGAAUGCUGGACAUAUUGCCAUCAUUGCAUUUGCUCAAUAUAUUCAGGAGGCAUCGUUUGAGGAAGCAGAAAUGUUGGCCAAAGCCAUGACAGAAUACAAAGACCGAUGCCUGGCCAACAGCACACUCUCCCAGUGUUUAAAAUUACCUCAAGAUGUUUUACUGGAAACAAUAUGUGCUAUGGAGGGGCUGCCAGAAAAGCAUAAUUUUUCACACUGCUGCAGUAAGGUUAACGAUGAAAGGAGACUCUGUUUCUUCCGUAAUAAGAAAGCUGAUGUAGGAUUCCUUCCGCCUCUCCCUACUCUGGAUCCUGAAGUGAAAUGUCAAGCUUAUAAAAAUAACAGUGAAUCUUUUCUAAGCAAUUAUAUCUAUGAAGUUUCCAGAAGGAGUCCCUUUGUUUUUGCCCCUACACUUCUUAGAGUCCUUGAUCUGAUUGAGGAGAUGACUGAAACAUGUUGUGAAGAACAAGACAAGGCUGACUGCUUUCGAACAAGGGCAGAAGCUGUCAUUCGAUAUUUAAAAGGAUUAUCUUCUUAUCAAAAAAAUGUGUGUGGGGCAUAUUUGAAAUUUGGACCACAAGUUUUAAACUCUAUAUACAUUGUUAUCCUUAGUCACAAAUUCCCCAAGAUUGAAUUUAAGGAACUUACUUCCCUCCUCGAAGACAUUUCCUCCAAGUAUGCUGUGUGCUGUGAAGGGGAUGCUGUGCAGUGCAUCCGUGGCAGGAGCAAAGUUAUGAGCCAUAUUUGUUCAAAACAAGAUUCCAUCUCCAACAAAAUUAAAAAAUGCUGUGAAAAGCAAAUACCAGAACGUGGCGAGUGCAUAAUUAACUCGAAUAAAGAUGACAGACCAGACGAUUUAUCUCUAAGAGAAGCAAAAUUUACCGAAAAUGAACAUCUGUGUGAAGAACGAAAUGCUGACCAAGAAAUCUUCAUGGCUAAAUUUCUUUAUGAAUACUCGAGGAGACAUCUGGAACUGUCUACCCCACAGCUCCUAAGAAUUGCUAGCGUGUACAAUGAGCUCCUGGAAGAGUGCUGCAAUGCGGAAAACCCCCCAGACUGCUACCGUAACGCGGAAAGCAAAUUCAAUGAGACAACUGAGAAAAGCCUCCAGACAGUACAAAGGGAAUGUGAACAUUUCCGGAGGUUGGGGGAGGACGACUUGAAAUACCACUACUUGAUCAAAUUCACGAAGAUAGCCCCUCAGCUAUCCACUGAUGAAGUGACUUUCCUUGGAGAGGAAAUGGUGACAGCUUUGACCACCUGCUGCACACUGAGUGAAGAGUUUGCCUGCGUCGAUAACUUGGCAGAUUUAGUUGUUGGAGAGAUAUGUGGAGUAAAUGAAAACCGAACCAUCAACCCCGCUGUGGAUCACUGCUGUAAGGCCAGCUUUGCCUUCCGAAGGCCCUGCUUUGAGGCCUUGGGAGCCGAUAAAACCUCUGUGCCUCCAUCUGCCUCCCAAGGUUUAUUUGCCUUUGACACAGACUUGUGUCAGGCUCAUAACGAGGAGCUCCAGAGAAAGAAAGACAGGUUUCUGGUCAACUUAGUGAAGCUGAAGCCUGAACUUACAGAUGAGGCGCUGCGGUCGCUGCUUACGGAUUUCACUAACCUUGUGGACAAGUGCUGCCAAGCAGAGGGGCCCCAAGCCUGCUUUAAUGAAGAGGUUCCAGGACUGGCAGCCAAAAGCCUGGUUUCUUGAAAAACAUAAAGUAAAAACUGCCAAAGGUUGUGAAGAAAAAAGAAAAAGACCCACUUACCUACUUCCAACUGUCCUGUGGUGAAUUUCAUUUUCUGAGACAAACACAGUAAAAAGAUUCUACUGGAACCUUUGCCAGAAAUCAUGUUAUUGCAGCAAGCAAUAAACAAUAAAAUUGUAAA
This is a messenger RNA of Artibeus jamaicensis (Jamaican fruit-eating bat), 2038 nucleotides long. RefSeq names its product afamin (gene AFM). The coding region runs from base 48 to 1859 and encodes 603 amino acids. Gene Ontology annotation, molecular function: zinc ion binding; fatty acid binding; vitamin E binding. Gene Ontology annotation, cellular component: cytoplasm; blood microparticle. The record is from RefSeq and is a predicted model, not a curated record. The transcript has 15 exons. Gene Ontology annotation, biological process: protein transport within extracellular region; vitamin transport. Lineage: Eukaryota; Metazoa; Chordata; Mammalia; Chiroptera; Phyllostomidae.